Physcomitrium patens is the source of this 1732-nucleotide messenger RNA. RefSeq lists its product as uncharacterized. Lineage: Eukaryota; Viridiplantae; Streptophyta; Bryopsida; Funariales; Funariaceae. The record is from RefSeq and is a predicted model, not a curated record.
GCUCCCUCUGCCCCUUUGGCUUUGGUUUGGCCCUCGCGCGAGUGUGUGUGAUUUUCCUCGAUAGCUAUUUUAGCUUGCCUCCGAUUGUUCGGUUCGCUUUUCGUCAGCCUCGCGGUGCUGAAAAGGAUUUUUUAGGGUAAAACGUUGGGCUCAUUUUGUGUGAUGAGCAAGAACGGAAGCUUAUACGCGGGGAGCAUGGGCAAUGGAGGCGAAUUUGAGCUCCCGCAGGAGGUUCUGUCUGUGCUCCCCUCCGACCCUUACGAGCAACUGGAUGUGGCCAGGCGGAUUACCGCCAUGGCGGUCGCUGCCCGCGUCUCGAAGCUUGAGAGCGAGACCGGAAAGCUCCGUCAAAAGCUGUCAGAGAAGGAGCAUGUCAUCUAUGGCUUGCAGGAUCGCGUUGUGGAGGCCGAGAACACCUUGCAAGAGACGAGCGCGAGGCUGUCGCACGCCUUGGAUGAGCAGAACAAGCUGGCAAAUGAUAAAAACAUGCUGGCAGCUCAAGUGAAAAAGCUGAUGAGAGAUGUUGCGAAGUUGGAGACAUUCAAGCGAACGCUCAUGAAUUCUCUUCAGGAAGAUGAUGAGAACCCCAAUGGUGAAGGAGAAAGACGAGGUGUAAAUUCAAGCCUGGCGAUUAUUCGAGCAUCUCAAGCUGAAUCAACCGUUAGCCGAUCUCCAAUUUUGGAUGACGAUCAUCAGCCAGGAAAAUUAUCAUACGAAUCAGAUUCCUCCGUAAUUACUGAAGAGCGUGGCUAUCGGCAGGGAGCUGUAUUGAAGCCGCCCACCAGUCAUCAGGGUUCAGCCCAUAAUUCUGCUCGAGGUACGCCACAUCUGAGCCCAAGAUUGACCCCUAGCGGAUCACCGAAACGGCAAUCUGCAAGAACCUCGCCACGGCGUAGCAUGAGUUCCUCUGAGAAUUCUCACAGAAUCUCACUCCCGUCAUCCAAACCAACCAGCCAGUCCACCACUGCUCCAAACUCCCCACCAAGUUCGGGCUCCAUGCCAUCACGGACACCCCGAGUUGAUGGCAAAGACUUCUUUCGUCAGGCCAGGAACCGUCUAUCAUACGAGCAGUUUAGUGCCUUCUUGGCUAACAUCAAGGAACUCAAUGCACACCGGCAAACACGAGAGGAAACGCUUCAAAAAGCUCAAGAAACCUUUGGUCCAGAUAACAAGGACUUGUAUUCAGCUUUCGAAGGCCUUCUCAGCCGUCACCUUCCUUCGUAGCAUUGCAGCUUCUUUUGUCUCAGGGACCCAGAGACUCACAGUCUGUUUCGAUCGUAAUCAAAGUUUCCAAAGCCUUCUGCAUCUAUGUCGUCACGUCAUCCAAGAAGGUGAAGAAUUCUGAUAAGGACACAAGGUUUGUAGUUGUAGUGAGCUGGUAAGCUAUAUCUUCUGCAAUGAGUUCCAUUAGAGGACAGGUGGGACGUAGCCAGCUGCCCUGUCCUUUGUCUGUACAGCUUAUGGUUUCAGUGAGUUGGCUUGGUAAGGUGCUUGUACACACGUUGUAGAAGAUGUUGUUCCUGAAAUAUUCACGAAGUUUUCCUGCGGUAUGCCAUUCCUCAUUAAGAUAGGAUCAUCCUCCGAUAUAAAUCGCCAGCAUACGUUACAGGAGAUCUUGGUCCCUCAUUUUCCAUUAAUGCUGUGAGACGUAAUAUCAAUUUUGGAAUGUCAAUUGGCUCAACCUUAGCCCAAUGAUAAACUGUUGAUGCUGAAGGUGAAUGGAAUUUUCUUA